Molecule: messenger RNA, 603 nt
Organism: Camelina sativa (false flax)
Lineage: Eukaryota; Viridiplantae; Streptophyta; Magnoliopsida; Brassicales; Brassicaceae
Source: RefSeq, a predicted model, not a curated record
AUGACGGUGAGAAAGCUUCCAUCAGACCUUGAAGAAGAAAUACUGGUUCGAGUCCCACCUCGAUCUCUCGUUCGCUUCAGAUCCGUUUGCAAAGGAUGGAACACUCUUUUCAACAAUAAGAGAUUCGUCGACAGAAACUUUGCUUGCGGUCGCCCAGAAAUCUUGUUAAAGACGCAUUCCCAUAUUUAUUUGAUAAGCUUCGAUCUCAACAACGAAGACCCAUCUAUAAAGAUUAGUGAUUUAUGUUUUGAUUUACGCGGUCCCCGUUAUGAUCUCAAGGGGACCUGCGAUGGUUACUUGUUCUUGCACAACUCUGAUCAUGGAGCCGUGGUUCGAAACCCGUUAUUUAAUCGGACUGAAUUGAUUGACCCGGAUGAUCAGCGUCCACGUCGCAGCAGUCCGAGCAUGGGUUAUGAUGGUAGUAGCACCGAAAAGAGUUACAAGAUUAUUGGGAGUUGCAAGUUUCUUGGGACUAUGACUAAGAUGUUUAAUGAAGUUAUUACGAAGUUGGAAGUCUUCAAAUUUGCAACCAAUGCGUGGAAUGUUACAUAUUAUACCAGUCAACGUUUUAAUACUUAUCGCGAAUGUUGGUGCGGGAUUUAG